GUUUUAUUUAAUGGAAUUGAUACGUACAGGAGCAAUGUUGGACUCAGGUUCAAAACAUCCUAUCCUGGGCUCUGGGCACUGAGUCAAGGCAACGGUUUAAUUGUGAUUUUUCUUGAUUUGAACAAGGAGGAAUGAGGAUUUCCCUAUUUGGAAAGCUGAUAUGAUGUUCAUGAUGGAAGGAGAGGAAAAGCUGUGGGUUCCUGACCUCCAGGUCUCUGUGGGAAGGGAGAUCCUGAGAGGGGCCUGCACAGCAGGUGACGGGAUGCUGAGGGAGAGUGAGGAGGAGAAUCCCCAGCAGGAAGGUGCUGAGCCAGUGGAACUGCCCGGGAUGUUGUCAGGAAGAGUUGAAGGGGAUGUUUCCGAGAGUCCUGAGCAGGCAGAAGCCUGUGAGAGUCAGUGCAGGGUAUCUAGCCAUGACAGAAACCAGCCAGGGAAGGAAGGGAGUAAAACCACUCAGAGGGGAAGAGGAGUCAGGAAACUCAAAGAAAUCAUUCAGCAGAGAAACCGGAGAGAGGAGAGAUCCAUGACAUGUGGGGAAUGUGGGAAGAGCUUCCACUGGAGAUCAGCCCUCAUUGUGCACCAGAGAAUCCACACAGGCGAGAGACCCUAUAAAUGUGAGAAGUGUGAGAAAAGCUUCAGCCAGAGCUUGACCCUUUUUGAGCACCAGAGAAUCCACAUUGGAGGGAAGCCUUAUAAAUGCCCCAACUGUGGGAAAAACUUUAGCGCCAGGAGGUACCUUAUUCAGCAUCAGAGACUCCUCCUGGGAGAGAAACCCUACGGGUGCUCCGAGUGUGGGAAGAGCUUCAGCCAGAGCUCAACUCGUAUCAGGCACCAGUGAAUCCACAAGGGAGAGAGACCCUACAAAUGCCCUGACUGUGGGAAAAGCUUCAGUCAGAGCUCCAACCUCAUCACGCAUCAGAGAUCCCACACGGGAGAGAGGCCAUACACAUGCCUUCACUGCGGGAAAAGCUUCGGCCGGAGCUCAAUCCUUAUUCGACACCAGAGAACCCACAUAGACUAGAAAUUCACAAUUUUCUUUUACUGGAGUCUGAAGCAGUGCAAAUAAACUGGGAAAUGCAUUGUCUGGGGAGGGGUAAGGGAACUGACAUGCUGAGAGGCAGAGGGGGAGGUGCUGAUUACUGAGAUUGUAGGGGACAGAAAGGGGUGUGAGGAUCUGCGGCCCAGAUCCUCAAAGGUACUUAAGCAUUGCUCUGCUCAGUCUUGCAACACCUAAUUCCUCAGCACCCUGCUGCCCAGUGGAAUUCGCUUCCCUCCCUGUACAAUGCAUGGGGAGAGUUAGGUGUCCAGGGAAGAGAUUCCUGAAGCCAGCAAACUGUGCGGGGAGCCAUUGAAGCUAGCCAGGAGUGAAAUGCCAAGCCGAGGGGUGGGGAGACGAGAGGGGCUUAGCUGCCUAAGCAGCUGACCUGGUGUGCAGGGCUGACAGGCCAGAUAGGAUGUGUUUAUACUGCUGCUGAGAGUGUGCCUCAGCCCGGGUAGACAGAUUUGUACUAGCGGGGCUUGAGCUGUCACACAAUCAGUGUGAACAUUGCAGUCGGGCUGAAGCCGAGGGUGUUGGUUGGGCUUAAGCGCCCGAGAUGCAGCCCAAGCUGCAAUGUCCACACUGCUAUUUUUAAUAUGCUAGAUCGAGGCUUGCUAGUGUGAAUCUAUGUGAGGCUUGUUUUCAGCUGCACUGUAGACAUACCCAAUAGGGCCCUGUGCAGACCCCAUCUGAGAGGCUGGGCCCAGUGUAGCUGCCCAGAGCCCUUACUUGCAGGGACCCAGCUGUCCCUGUCUCACUGUCCUAUCUCUCUUGUGAGUCUUUCUAUCAUUUAAACAACAAGAACGUGACUCUGACCCCAUACUCCUGGCCAUUGGGGGGGUGUAUGGCUGGGGCAUGAGCGUAAAUAGGCAGGUGGAGGGGAAUGAAGAGCUGCAGUGACCUUGGGAUGACCUGGGGGUAUCCCUGAAAUAAAAGGUUCCUGGUGCUGAUGGGCACCUGGCCCCCAGGGCUGCCCAAAGCCCCAGCUGGCAGCAGGGAGCAGGUUUCUCUGGGCUGUGUCUCUGGUCCAUUCGCUCUGGAGGUUUCUCUCUGCUCAGGAAGGAGAGAAGGACUUUGGCUGGAUCCCCCCUGUGCUGCGUUUCUGUCCUGGGGGGAGCACAGAUUCAUUAGCUGCUGUCAUUAGAGUGCUCUGAUUAUUGCCAAGGGUGGGGAAUCACAACCCAGAUCCACAGAGGGACUCAGGCAUGGCAGAGCUCAGCAUUUGGGUGCCAAGGAAAUCACAGGAACAGCACCGUGAUCCACAGAGCCUGAGGUUGGUGCCUGGGCCCCCUCUUCAAUGAAUGGGCUGAGAUAGGUGCCCCUGAACGUGAGCCAAAA
Chrysemys picta bellii (western painted turtle) is the source of this 2377-nucleotide messenger RNA. NCBI's taxonomy places the organism in Eukaryota, Metazoa, Chordata, Testudines, Emydidae. The record is from RefSeq and is a predicted model, not a curated record.